AUGGAAAUUGAAGAAAAUGCUAAGCCAGUGGUCCAUCCUCCCAGAAGAGUACCUGUCGCGCUCAAGGGAGCACUGAAACGAGAGUUGGAACGGUUGCAGAGUCUUGAUAUCAUAGAAAAAGUCAUAGAGCCUACCGGUUCGGUUCCGAGCCUCGUUAUCGUGCAAAAACCUAAUGGACAGAUUCGUGUUUGCCUGGACACUAAGGACCUCAACAAAGUCCUUAGGAGGAGCCACUACCCAACCCCGACAGUUGAAGAUAUUCUACCUGAGCUUACCAGGGCUAAAGUGUUCUACACUGUGGACGCAAAGAACGGUUUCUGGCACAUUGAACUUGACGAUGACAGUUCACGCUUAACAACGUUCAAUUCUCCCUUUGGAAGAUUUUGCUGGCGUCGCCUACCCUUUGGUCUUUGUUCGGCCCCCGAGGAGUUCCAACGAAGGCUUAACCACGCACUUGACGGCCUGACGGGUGUAUUAACCAUUCAUGAUGAUAUCUUGAUUGUAAUGUCUCCCAUCAAGUGUUACACCAACUGCCUCGUUAUUACAAACGUCCGUCCCUUAAGUUUGAACACUCAAAGGAGGUUACUACUAAACAAUGCCUAUUGUUACAUCCUUUCCCUUAUAAAAUAA
Stylophora pistillata is the source of this 630-nucleotide messenger RNA. RefSeq lists its product as uncharacterized. Lineage: Eukaryota; Metazoa; Cnidaria; Anthozoa; Scleractinia; Pocilloporidae. The record is from RefSeq and is a predicted model, not a curated record.